Messenger RNA from Alligator mississippiensis (American alligator), 3358 nucleotides. It is a transcript of the gene PLSCR1, whose product is annotated as phospholipid scramblase 1. The transcript is spliced from 9 exons. The coding region runs from base 259 to 1200 and encodes 313 amino acids. Gene Ontology annotation, biological process: plasma membrane phospholipid scrambling. Gene Ontology annotation, molecular function: phospholipid scramblase activity. Gene Ontology annotation, cellular component: plasma membrane. NCBI's taxonomy places the organism in Eukaryota, Metazoa, Chordata, Crocodylia, Alligatoridae. The record is from RefSeq and is a predicted model, not a curated record.
UGCUGGGAGCAAGGCGGCCCCGACGGGGCACCCGCACGGACCCGCCUGCAGGCCAGGCGCCGCCCUGCUCCCUCGGCGGCCGCGGGGGCCCGGGCCAGCGCCUCUCCGCGCCCCGCCCAGCCUCCUCCCCUGCCCUCGCCCUCCGGGCUUCUUCCCUCCCCGAGGCGGCCGCGGCUCCUGCCCCAUCCCAGGCAGCGCGAGGGAGCGGUGCGGCGAGGCGAGGCGAGGCGAGGCGAAGAAAGAAUUUAACACAGAUCCAUGGACAUGCAGUCAAACAAGCCUGUCUCAGUACCUCCUGGUGGAUUUGUGAAUCCAGCUUAUCCACCAGGUUAUACAGGAAAUCAAGCUGCUUAUGGGUAUCCUCAGUAUGCACCUGGAACUUUUGAGGGUGCUCCUGGACAAGCUAACUAUGUCUUCCAGAGCCACCCAGUAGGAACUCCAUAUGCACCUGUGGUGCCCCCAGUCCAAAAUCAGCCUGUUGGGCCUGGUGGGGCACCCUGGAUGCCAGCACCACCACCUCCUCUCAACUGUCCUCCUGGAUUAGAAUACUUAAGUCAGAUUGACCAGAUAUUAAUUCAUCAGCAGAUUGAGCUUCUGGAAAUUAUUACUGGUUUUGAAACAAACAACAAAUAUGAAAUAAAAAAUGCCAUGGGACAAAGGGUAUACUUUGCAGCAGAAGAGAAUGAUUGCUGUACUCGCAAUUGUUGUGGACCAUCGCGACCUUUCACCAUUAAGAUUAUUGAUAAUAUAGGGCAAGAAGUGAUCACAUUGCAAAGACCUCUCAGGUGCUCUUCUUGCUGUUGUCCUUGCUGUUUGCAGGAGCUUGAGGUUCAGGCUCCUCCAGGUACCCCAGUUGGCUACAUUACCCAAGACUGGGACCCUUGUGUGCCUAAAUUUACUAUUCAAAAUGAGAAAAGGAUGGAAGUAUUGAAAAUCACUGGUCCAUGCAUUGUAUGCAGCUGUUGUGAAGAUAUUAAUUUUGAGGUGAAGUCAAAUGAAGAUGUAGUUGGAAGAAUUUCUAAGCAGUGGACUGGAUUUGUAAGAGAGGCAUUUACAGAUGCUGAUAAUUUUGGAAUCCAGUUCCCAAUGGACCUUGAUGUUAAAAUGAAAGCUGUGAUGAUUGGUGCUUGCUUCCUUAUUGAUUUCAUGUUUUUUGAACAAACUGGGAAUAAAAACCAACGAGCAGGAGUGUGGCAGUAAAAUCCUGUGUUGGAUUUGAAACAUUUCAACAAAGAGGAAAACUCUAUGCUACUUCAUAGUCUUUCCAAAAUAUGCCACAAGGCUCCUGUGCCUGAAGAUUUCAAAAUAUCUUGCUUGUUUGCUAUUUUUGUAAUCUGAAGAUUCUAUUAUAUAUUUUUAUUUGCAGUAUCAAAAUAAGUCUAAUUGUCUAACCAAGUCUAAUUGUCUAUGCAAAUCUUGUUUAUAUUUUAUAAUGUGAAGUGUAUGUCACACUUUACUGUGAAUAUGACAUAAGCUUUUCUCAAGAUUUUUGAGCACUUAGUAGGCAUUCCUCUUUACUACUGAAACAUGUAGUUAACUUCUGUUCUAGACAUGUGGUUCUGAAAAAACUUUCAAGAAUUCUUAUAUGAAAAAGAGCAUUUCAGGUGUGUGUGUGUGUGUGUGUGUGUGUGUGUGCACACGCGCACACACACACACACACACAGAACACAAAUAUAUUUUUCAUAAAAGAAGGCUGCACCAGACUUAACAGAAGUAUAGCGAGGGUCUAAUUAUUCUUCUAUAUGUAUCUACACGUCCAAAUUUGCCCAACAGUUGAUGUGUCUCACUGUGUUUUAACCAUAUACUAGAAAACUAGAAAAAUUAUACUAUAAUCCUUCAUCUAAUUCAUUUCCACAAACUCAACAAUUACUCCUAGGACUAGGGCAAAUACUCAUAUGUUGAAAGAAUAACAACACUAACUUAUCCCUCAUUGCUGUGAUCACAUCAUUGUUUCUCUACUACUUUUCAUGGCUAUUGGUGAAGCGAAUAGCUGUCUCGGGUAUAUAAGGGUUGAUGAGUGAGUGUGUGUGUGUGUGUGUGUGUGUGUGUGUGUAUAAACACACACACGCACCCCAAUUUUAUAUAUUUCUAAACAUAGCAUUUAGGUAUGGAAAUGGGUAGAUACAAUAAACAUAGGACCAUUCUGACAUCAUUUUAUGCAGUACUGUCAAUUUUUAACAUCUAGUUUCUGUCUUAUAACCAUUCUUGUAAACUGUGGUUUGUUUUUUUUGUUUUCUUUCUUGUGCUUUUCGGGAAAGACAGAGGUGGACAAAUUAAUAAUUAGCUUGCUCCUAACUUUUAUCCCAAAGGCGCAGGCAUCUGGGUUAUAGGGGUUGUCCUAAAUUAAGGAAAACAGUUUUCUGAGUGAACGAAUGUCCACUUAAGAUUCAAAGUUAUAGCAGGAUUUAUGAAUGCUGAAAUAAUCCUCACUGAUAACAGUCUGCAGUUAGUUGCACCUAAGCUGAUCUAAUGCCUUUUCCACUUUGAGUGAAGCUGCUGCAUUUGCAUCACUUCUAAACUUUGCCUUUCCCAUAUUAAAAUAUAAAUAACUUCUUCCGCUAUUGCUGUUGAUGUUGCCAAAACAAACCAGGACUGUUGUAUGAAACUAAGUUCUAGUGCUAAGAUACUAAGAGUAGAAUCUCCAGAUGUUGAGGAAAAUAUGUCUUUAAGUUCCCAUGAAGUUGGGGCUGAAACCCCUGGCAUCACUUAAAGGAGCUGCUCUAAAUCAUUCCAGAUGGUGUAUAGUCUGGGGCUGUUCUUUUGAUUGGACAUUGCUUCUCAAACCUACUUUCCUGCAAGAGGACUGGAAGUAGGAAUCCUGCCAACUUUUUUCUUUCUCCCUGCUGUCACCUGGGAAUUCUCCCUAAAUGAAAUUCCAGCUGCCAUCUACAGAAAGCUCUUCACCAGAAGUACAACAGAAGCAAUCAAAAAAACAAGGGUUUUGGUCCAUGCUCUUCUCUGAAUGUAAUAUUCAGAGCUAAUUUAGUAAUAAAGUGGGAAAUGCAAGCUUUGGGUCCUGUUGGAUUUCUCCUAAUUUUACUAAAAUGUAUUAUGAAGAAAUUAAACUAAUGCACAUCUACUCUGAACCAAUUAUGGGCCCAGUUUUUUUUUUGUUUUGUAGGUAGGUGAUUUACAGACUGUCAGAAUGUAAAUCCACCAUAUUACAUCAAGUUCACAAGAAGGUUUGUUUAUAUAUUGCACUUAUCCAAUUUUUUGUUUAUAUUCAAGUUCUUAUUAAAUUCUGCAUUUAUUUCUUCUGAUUGACUUUUAUCUAUAAUAUCUCCAAGAAAAGUACUAAAGGUUUUUGUUUUUCUUCCUUGCCUCUUGUGUUAAAAAUUAAAAAGGUGUUGCCUUUCUU